AUGGCGGCCGACCUGAAAACAUGCGCGACCUUUGGGUUUUUCCGAAAGUUGUUAUUUUCAGAAACAGAUGCGACCCGUGCUGGUAUAGGCCGUAGUGGCACGUAUAUUGCGGUUGACUAUUUGCUACAACAAGCUAAAGCUGAGGGAGUUAUAGAUCUUGUGCAAUGUGCUCAACUGAUGAGAAGUAACAGAGUAAAUAUGAUACAAACAUGGCAACAGUACAGUUUUGUGUAUGAUGCCGUGCUAGAUGCCCUGUUGUCAGGGGAAACAACCAUUCCAAACUCCACAUUCUCAGAAGUGUACGAAGAAAUGUGCACUCUAAAACCUGAAACAUCUUCCACCCUGUUAGAGGACCAGUUUGAUACCCUAGAAAAGUUGUCGCCAAUGAUAGAACGGGAUGAGUGUAAGGCAGCGACAGAUUCAACCAACAUUCAGAAAAGUCGGUUCAAGAACAUUCUUCCCGCCGACAGGUUCCGGCCAAAACUGUUGACACCUGUAGAUGGAUGUAACGAUUUUAUCAAUGCUGUCUUCCUACCGGAGACAUCUUUUUUUUCUCCGACAUCAGAUGUGAAAGCUGCCAGGUUAGAAAGUUGA
Mercenaria mercenaria is the source of this 594-nucleotide messenger RNA. Its product is annotated as receptor-type tyrosine-protein phosphatase U-like. Lineage: Eukaryota; Metazoa; Mollusca; Bivalvia; Venerida; Veneridae. Bases 1 to 594 code for a protein of 197 amino acids. The record is from RefSeq and is a predicted model, not a curated record. Gene Ontology annotation, molecular function: protein tyrosine phosphatase activity. The transcript has 5 exons. Gene Ontology annotation, biological process: protein dephosphorylation.